CUUCUAUCUACGUUCAUUACCCCAUCCCUUGGAGGAGUGAUUACAGCAAGACCUGGUAGCGCCAGCGCGAUUGUUGUCCCCGAACUACCUGGUGCGUGCCGCGCCCCGGUCUCACCCUUUGAUUACUCGGCCAAGAACCGUCGUGACCAUGAGCUGCCAGUCUGCAGUGCUGAUAGCUCUGGUCAUAUUGCCGCUCGCGGCGACAAUGGUAUCAUUGACGCUGACGGGCGCGAAAUCGUCCCUGCGUCACUCGAGAAUAGCGUUUCCUUAGUAGGGCGUACAGAGUUCUCUUCCCUGUUCGGGAGACAGGUAGUCGACGGCGGUGACUAUUCCUGCGGUCCCGACCGCCCUUGCAAGAACAAGGCCUGUUGUCCCAAGAAGACUGGCCAGUGUAACUACGGCGAGGAAGCCUGCGGCACAUCUGGCAUUUCUCCCAACGAGGUAUGCUGGUCCAACUGCGAAGCGAAGGCAGAGUGUGGCAAGAAUGCGGCUAUUCCUGGUCAAGAGUGUCCCCUGAAUGUCUGUUGCGGCAAGUGGGGGUUUUGCGGAAUGACAAAGGACUUCUGCGACAAAAAGGACAAUGGAGCCACUGGCGGAUGCCAGUCCAACUGCGAUCAGCCAGGUCCUAAAAACAAGGCUUCUGACCAACUCAACCGUGUCAUUGGAUACUACGAGGCAUGGAGACAUGACUCCAAAUGUCAGGAUAUGGGCUUGAAAGACAUACCCGUUAACUCCCUAACUCAUCUGUACUUCUCCUUUGCCUUUAUUCAGCCAGAUCUCCAGAUCGUCGGCAUGGACAACCUGCCCGACAAGCUAUUCACAGAUUUCACGAACCUCAAGAAGAAGAAUCCCGCCCUCAAGAUGGUUAUUGCCAUUGGUGGAUGGACACACAACGACCCGGGGCCUUUGCAAAAGGUAUUCAGCAACAUGGUCAGCACCAAAGCGAGCCGAUCGAAGUUCAUCGGCAACCUCAUGUCCUUCCUUCGAAUGUACGCUUUUGACGGUGUCGACUUUGACUGGGAGUACCCCGGUGCGGACGAUCGCGGUGGUGUCCCUGAGGACGGCGAGAACUUCACCCAAUUCCUCAAAGAGCUUGAUGAGGAGAACAAGAAGCAGCCCAACAAGUACAUUGUUUCUUACACGGUGCCAACAAGCUUCUGGUAUCUGCGCCACUUUGACCUCAAGUCAAUUGAGUAUACCGACUUUGUCAACGUCAUGUCAUAUGACCUUCACGGGGUCUGGGAUCGUGAUAAUCCAAUCGGUUCACACAUUUACGGCCACACCAACCUGACUGAGAUGAGCCUGGCAUUUGAUCUCUUCUGGAGAAAUGACGUCCCAGCCAGUAAGCUGAACAUGGGUCUCGGUUUCUACGGUCGCGCGUUCCAGCUGGCUGAUCCGUCCUGCAAUAAGCCCGGUUGUGUUUUCAAGGGAGGCGCCACUAAAGGAGCGUGCAGUGGUGAGUCUGGCAUCCUGAGUUACCGCGAAAUCAUGGAAGUCAUCAAAGUCAACAAGAUCAAGCCUGUCCAUGAUAAGGAGGCUGGUGUCAAGUACAUUACCUGGAACACUGAUCAGUGGGUGUCAUACGACGACAAGGAGACAUUCAAGCAGAAGAAGGAUCUCGCAGCCAAGCUUGGACUCGGAGGCUAUCUGAUUUGGGCCAUCGACCAGGACGAUGCCGAGAUGUCUGCUUUGUCUGCCGUACUGGAUCCCAAGCCCUUAGGCGACUUCAAGUCUACCGACAAGAGUGACGAGAACUGGACAGGCACCAACGAGAUGUGCUACGUAACGAGCUGCGGCGUUGAGAACUGCAAGUCGGGCGAGAUCAAGAUCACGGACCAGAAGUGCGGCAAGAAACAGAAGAGCACUCUUUGCUGUCCCUUGUCGGGAGCCCCCGACCCCAAAUCUUGCACAUGGCGCGGAGCCCAGGCUAAUUUUUGCAAUGGCUACUGCAAAGACGACGAGGUCAUGACGCACAUGAGCAAGUAUGGCGGCGGCAAGGACUGCUGGGAUGGCCAAAUGGCGCACUGCUGCGAGAGCUCUCUGGGUGAGAAGAACAUCUGCAAGUGGCGCGGCGUUGGCGAACAAUGCCACAGUGGCGAACUCCCCCUGACCUUCUCCGGGACCGUUCUCGACAUCCUCGACGAUGUGGCCAAAGUCAUCUUGAGGGUUCUUGGUCGCACGCACCCGCUCGCAGCUCUUACGGGUCUAGUUCUGCUGGAGGUCCUCGAGGAGCUGGAUAUUGACACCCAGAAGCUAUACUGCUGCCCUGAAAAAGAGGUUGAGAAGUGGAAAAACUGCGCCUGGUAUGGCAAGCCCGGCAACUGCUUCGAUGGCCAUUGUCCCGACAUGAAAACGGUGCAGAUCACCGACUCGUACUUUGGUGGUAGCGAAACCUGCGGCAUCCACACAACCCGCGUCCGCACCUUCUGCUGCGAAUCGGACGGUGAGCCCCUCUUCCUGCCCGUGGACCUCAAGAACCUUUUCGAGCACCCGCCCGAAGGCGGUUCCGACACGGACUUUACUCUCGAGACAGACAAGACGUCGGACGGCGGCAACGAUGACCCUAACGAUGCCGCGUUCCAAUUCGUGGUCCUUGUCUCACCAGAGGCGCUCCAAGUUUCGCUCGACAAACGUGACGGAUCCCAUUGGGACGUCUUUGACUGCAAUGACUCGGUCUCUGAGGGCGAGCAUACUGUCCGUAUGGUCUGCAACGACCACACCCCAGACAGCAACUGCCACAAAAUUGGACUCGGCCAUGGCGUCCCUGGAACGAUUCUCCAGAUGCCCAAGGGCUGUGGCCCAGGUAAGUAUGCCGUCGCCAAGGGCAUGACACCGGCCCCUGGCAGUGACCACGCCAAGCUCCUGCCCCGUCGUCUGUCGCACCUCGCCAGCCUCGAGCCUGUCGUCUAUGAUUUGACUUUUGACUACGAUUUCCACCGAGUGCCGCGUGGUCUUGGCAACACCCAGAUGCGCAUUGAUUACAGCAACCAAGAAGAUUAUUGGGAGAACAUCGUCGCCGGAUCCGUGAGCCGUAAGCGAGAUGUUCAAGGUCGCAAGAGGCUCGCCAAGCGCACGCUCCAAGACGUUGGUGGGAAUCACGUGCGCUGGCUCGAGGAAGAAUUUCGCGACGACUUCCACUUCGAUAAAAUUGCCUCGCGGGACUUGCACGCGCGGUGGUUUGGCAAAGACAUCCUUGAAUGGCUGGCGGCCCUCGUGAAACCCGAGAUUAAACGUGAGUUCACGCACAAGUACGACGACAGCAUCACGGCAAAGUUAUUUGACGAGGCAUGGGACUGCCCCGGAUCAGUAGAGGGCGUCAACUACGAUGGCCAUCUGCUCGGCCAGGCCGUCCUCGACAUCGAGGUCGAGUCCAGCUUCGGCUUCACCCUUAUCGUUGAAAGUCUUACUCUGCCGCUCAACCUCGACAAGAGCUACUUGACCUUCUAUAACAAGGGAAAGGUCACUGGUGUUGUCACCCUCGAGGCCCUUGCCCGCGUGACGUACGAGAAGAAGAAAGUCAUUCUCAAUCUCCCAUUUCCCGGUGCAUCAUUCAAGAUUCCCGGAAUUGCCACCAUCGGCCCCCAGCUUACUGUCGAAGGCACCAUCGAUGCCUCCCUCGGCAUGGCUGGCUUGAUUGAGACCAAGCUCGAAAUUGCCAAAUGGGAAGUCCGUCAAGUCAUGCCAGAUACUAAUUCUUAUAAGCCCGAGCUCAUCGACAACAGCAAACCAAGCCUCGAUCGCACGGGCGACUUCUCAGGCAUCAAAAAGCCCGAAUUUUACGCUGGUAUCACAGCUUCUGGAGAUGUCACCUUUAAGCUGUCAGCUGCUGCCGAAUUUGGGGUUCGCUUUGUCGAUAAGUGGAAUGUUGAGCCGGCCGCCGUUGCAGUUGUCGGCGAGGUCAAGCUCACGACUAAGUUUGCAGCGGGCAUCUCAACAACGGGCACGUGCCCCUUUACCUACGGUCUCGACGUCGGCGCUCGUUUGUUUGCAAGAGCAACGGCGCCCGGUGAGUUUAGUUGGUCUGGUGGCGAGAUCAAUCUGACGGACCCGUGGGAAAAGACCAUCAUCAAGGGCGGCACCUGUCCCAACCUUGGUCCAGUACCUUCGAAGAGAAGACGCCGGGGUCUCGACCAUCUCCUCAUCGAUGGCCGCGCUGAAGACGAAGUUGUGACUAGGAACACGUCGAGAUCAGGAGUUACCGAGCCUACCCGCAAUUUGGAAUCCAUACCCAAUGUCGGCGCCAGCCUGCACACGAGACACAUCGGCUCUCACAUGUCAUCUCUGGCUAAGAGAGGUGCUGUAUACGGUCCAGCAUUCAGCAUCCCCGCCGGCGAGUUCUUCUGCCCUGCUCUCGAUAGUGACGAAGGUAUCACGUGCGAGCAAGCAUACGAUGCCCUGGCUGCGAGCAACCAGGGCGGCAUCUGGCAGGAUGUGAAGCGCAAGAGGGAUGUUCCGACACCGACGUCCACUAUUGAUGAAAACGCCAUCGCUGCGCAUCUCCAUGCUCAUCAACGGCGGGGGCAUAGCCAUGGCGUUCACGCAGGAAGCGAGCUACUGCACAUACUGGCCGAGAGGUCGGGAAGUAGCAAGCCGGUAAGUGCAUGUGAAAGGAUUUGUUACAUCGAGGACGACUUUCCUCCAGGCGGCGAGCUCAAGGGCGAGGAUUGGGGCUGGGUCGAUUCCAAGGACUGCGGCAACUUUGACUUUGGCAGUCCCUUGACGGCACGCUCCGCGGGCAUUUCGUAUCAUACGGAGCACGUCCUCGAGGCGCAGAUGAUCGACCUGUUCUUCCAGCACCUGGAGGCUACGAGAGGCCAGCUUGCCGACCCCGAUCUGAGUGCACCCCAGGGACAACAAGUCUCCUUCUGUGGCUAUGUCAACGCCCUGUGGGAUGUGGCCCCUUUUGCGUGGCCCGGUGUAGCCACGCAAGGCGGCGCCGGAACACUUUGGAAUCCCAUCAUGCACGUUGCGGCGCAGUUUCCGUCAAAGACAUUCAAGAGAUCCGAAUUUGUCGCCCUCGAAUCCGCCAUCAAUACGCCUAGCAAGACUGGUCCAUGGGGAAACAAAAAACCUUGGGCAGAUAACACUUGGACUAGAGAUAUGGCUACAUAUUCAAAAGCCAGAACGAUUUUCUCAAGUCUGCGUGCCACUAUGGGCUCUCGUAUUUACCAGAGCCACCAGAAGAUCCAGGGAAUCAUGGUAGCCCAAACAGACCGUAUAGGCGAUGUACUUGACGUCCUCGACACGACUCUGCUGCCCAACCAUACGCCCGCUGGGUUCCGGGCAUGGACAAGGCAGGACCUCAAGACAUACUGGCACAGGUUCAUGAAGGCUAAGUAUACCACGAUGCAAGCCAGGACUAACCUUCUUGUCAAUACUUGGUUACCUAGAAUGAAAGCUGUGUAUGUCACGCAGGCGGAGAAGGACAGGUGGAGAGACGCGACAAAUGACUCGCCGGCAGUAUUAGUCGAGAAGAAGGAACACCGAGAUUUCAUCGCGGCUAUUGAGAAGUUUGACACAGAAUGGACUGCGCUACCUGCGUGGACCAAUCCCCUAUAG
Messenger RNA from Didymella exigua CBS 183.55, 5559 nucleotides. RefSeq names its product glycoside hydrolase family 18 protein. The annotation marks the transcript as partial. The transcript is spliced from 6 exons. NCBI's taxonomy places the organism in Eukaryota, Fungi, Ascomycota, Dothideomycetes, Pleosporales, Didymellaceae. Gene Ontology annotation, molecular function: hydrolase activity, hydrolyzing O-glycosyl compounds; chitin binding. The record is from RefSeq and is a predicted model, not a curated record. Gene Ontology annotation, biological process: carbohydrate metabolic process.